GAUGGCCAAAGGACACCGCAUUGAGGAAAUCCCAGAGGUCCCGCUGGUGGUUGAAGACAAAGUUGAGAGCUACAAGAAAACUAAGGAUGCAGUGCUGCUGCUGAAGAAGCUGAAAGCCUGGAAUGACAUCAAGAAGGUCUACGCCUCUCAGCGCAUGCGUGCUGGUAAGGGUAAGAUGAGGAAUCGCAGACGGAUCCAACGCAGAGGACCAUGCAUCAUCUACAACCAGGAUGCCGGGGUCACCAAAGCCUUCAGAAAUAUCCCAGGCAUCACUCUGCAGAACGUAAACAAACUGAACCUCCUGAGGCUCGCCCCUGGUGGUCAUGUCGGACGCUUCUGCAUCUGGACUGAGAGCGCUUUCCGUAA
Molecule: messenger RNA, 366 nt
Organism: Anarrhichthys ocellatus (wolf-eel)
Lineage: Eukaryota; Metazoa; Chordata; Actinopteri; Perciformes; Anarhichadidae
Product: 60S ribosomal protein L4-B-like
Exons: 4
Biological process (GO): translation
Cellular component (GO): ribosome
Molecular function (GO): structural constituent of ribosome
Source: RefSeq, a predicted model, not a curated record